Podarcis raffonei (Aeolian wall lizard) is the source of this 2352-nucleotide messenger RNA. Its product is annotated as protocadherin gamma-B2-like. Bases 1 to 2352 code for a protein of 783 amino acids. Gene Ontology annotation, molecular function: calcium ion binding. Gene Ontology annotation, cellular component: plasma membrane. NCBI's taxonomy places the organism in Eukaryota, Metazoa, Chordata, Lepidosauria, Squamata, Lacertidae. Gene Ontology annotation, biological process: homophilic cell-cell adhesion. The record is from RefSeq and is a predicted model, not a curated record. The transcript is spliced from 2 exons.
AUGGAUAGAAGAAACAAAAACAAUGGAAUGGCACUCAGAAGGCAAGUACUGCUUCUCUUAUUUUUGCCUUUCUCCUGCUGGGCUGCCUCAGAGCAGAUUCGUUAUUCUAUCCUUGAGGAGAAGCCAAAGGGUUCGGUUGUGGGGAAUCUUGCUGAGGAUUUGGGACUGAAUGCCAGAGAUAUAGGAAGGCGCAAUCUGCAUGCUGUCUCUGUGAACAAAAUGCAGUAUUUCAGUAUCAAUGCAGAAAAUGGAAAUCUCUAUGUAAAUGACAGGAUUGACAGAGAGGAAAUAUGUGGCACAACUCCACUCUGCCUUGUUAAUUUUGAGGUGGUAAUGGAAAAUCCCCUUAAUAUUUUUCAUGUGACUAUUACAAUUCAAGAUAUAAAUGACAAUGCGCCAUUCUUUCUCAGUGGCAAUAUCAACUUAGAAACAAGUGAACUAACUUUGUUAGGAACACGGUUUUUCCUUGGGAAAGCUGAAGAUCCUGACAUUGGGAUGAAUUCUCUCCAGAAUUACCACCUUAGCUCAAAUCAGUAUUUUACUCUGGAUGUUAAAGAGACUCAUGAUGGAAAUAAAUUUGCAGAUUUAGUGCUGCAGAAAGCACUAGAUCGAGAGACUGAACAGACCCUUCACUUGAUUCUCACAGCAUUGGAUGGGGGCGAACCUAGAAAAAGUGGGACUGCCCAGAUAUGGAUUAAUGUUACUGAUGCCAAUGACAACCCCCCAGUUUUCACUCAAGAGGUGUACAAGGUCAGUUUGAGGGAAAGUGUUGCAGUUGGAUCGCUUGUGCUCCAGGUUACAGCUUCUGAUAAUGAUGAAGGUUCAUACGCCCAAAUCAGGUAUUAUUUUAGUAAUAUACCACAGAAUGCCAACAGGAAAUUCAGUCUAGAUCCAUUGAAUGGCUCAAUCCUACUUAUAGGGUUAUUGGACUUUGAGGAUAUCAGUGAAUAUACUAUAUCAGUAGCAGCCAAAGAUGGUGGUGGAUUAGUGACACAUUGCAAAGUUGAAAUAAGCGUUCGUGAUGAGAAUGAUAAUGCCCCAGAGGUUACUUUAGCCUCCAUCUUUAGCCCAGUUCCGGAAGAUUCUAUGUCAGGAACAGUCAUUGCUCUGAUCAAUGUAAAUGACAGAGAUAGUGGAGAUAAUGGAAAAGUUACUUGCUACUUACAAGAUGAUUUACCCUUCAAAAUUCUUCCCUCGUCUAACAAUUACUUCAAGCUCCAGACAGACAGUCUCCUGGACAGAGAAAGAACUCCUGCAUAUAAUCUUACAAUCACAGCAAUUGAUAAAGGAACUCCACCUCUUUCCACACACAAAACAAUCUCUCUACAGAUCUCAGAUAUCAAUGAUAAUGCCCCUACAUUUCAGAAAUCAUCAUACAACAUCUACGUGCCAGAAAACAAUCCUUCAGGUGCCUCCAUUUUCACCAUCAAAGCCUCUGAUCCCGAUAUGGACCAGAACUCACGGAUCACAUACUCCAUCCUCAACAGCAACAUUGAGGAACUUCCCAUCUCCUCCUAUAUCUCCAUUAAUUCAGAGACCGGCACCAUCUAUGCCCAGAGAUCCUUUGACUAUGAACAAUUCAGAGAGUUCCAUCUGCAAGUGAAGGCCCAAGAUGGGGGUUCUCCCCCUCUCAGCAGCAAUGUGAGCGUCAGGGUGUUUGUUCUUGACAGGAAUGAUAACAGCCCUCGUAUCCUGUCCCCCUCACAAGAAGCCAAGGGCUCAGCCUUGUUUGAGAUGGUGCCUCGUUCGGCCGAGGCAGAUUAUCUUGUCACCAAGGUGGUGGCCGUGGAUGCAGAUUCUGGACACAACGCCUGGCUCUCCUACCACCUGACUCAGGCCACUGAGCCGGCACUCUUCACGGUUGGUUCUCAUACUGGAGAGAUCAGGACAGCCAGGGCCUUUGUGGAGAGAGACGCUGUGAAACAGAGACUGGUCAUUAUGGUGAAGGAUAACGGACAGCCGUCUCUCUCGGCCACCAUUACUCUGAACCUGGUGUUUGCUGAGAACUUUCAGGAGGCCCUUCCGGAAAUGAAGAGGCAACCCAGCAGCUCAGAGUAUCAGUCUGACCUGCAGUUCUACUUGGUGCUGGCCUUAGCUGUGAUCUCCUUCUUGUUCCUCUUGACUGUCAUUCUGGCUGUUACAAUGAAGCUCCAUCAAUCAGGGCAUCCCAGGUUCCCACAGUGCUUUGGUCCUGUUCCCCAUUCCAAGAAUGGUGCCAUCUUCCCACCCAACUUUGAAGAUGGGACUUUGCCCUAUUCCUACCAGCUGUGUCUGUCUUCUGAGUCCAGAAAGAACGAGUUUACCUUCCUGACACCAUACAGUGAGUUGGUUUCUGAAAACAACCUUGGGUGA